GGAAGCAGCCGCCACAGCCGUGAGAGUAGCUGCCACUGUAACUGACAGGUCUUAAAUUCACCCCUGCAGGGCUCCGGGGCUGUGGGAUGCCUCCUUACUUCUCUGCCAGGCUCUGGCAAUUGAACGUCUCUUUGGAGACCAGGGAACGAGGCAGAAGUUGAAGGUUUCUGUUGGUUUUUAUAUUGCGGAAUGGCUCGUUCUUUAGUUGGCUUUUAAAAAGAUCUGGUAGAAGAGAGGGAAAGACGGCUGGCCUCAUAGUGGAACCCUGUUCUUUCCUCUGAAGUUACAGCUGCUGUGAGCCCGUCUCCCUCAGACAUGGCAACAAGCGGCUUUCACUUCGUACCAUGUGACACCAAACGGGCGUCCAGACAGCUUGGAGCAUCUGCUGUGGGCAGUUCAUCAGCCAAGGUGGAUCUCAAGAGUGGUCUGGAAGAGUGUGCGGAGGCAUUGAACUUAUUUCUAAGUAACAAAUUUAAAGAUGCCUUAGAGUUGCUUCGUCCAUGGGCCAAGGAGAGCAUGUACCAUGCCUUGGGAUACAGUACCAUUGUGGUGUUGCAGGCUAUCAUGACCUUUGAGCAACAGGACAUCCAGAAUGGCAUUUCUGCCAUGAAGGACGCUUUGCAAACCUGCCAAAAAUACAGGAAGAAGUGCACAGUUGUGGAGUCUUUCUCAAGUCUCCUGUCUCGUGGGUCGUUGGAGCAGCUGAGUGAAGAGGAAAUGCAUGCUGAAAUCUGUUAUGCCGAGUGUCUCCUACAGAAAGCAGCACUCACAUUUGUACAGGAUGAAAAUAUGAUCAACUUCAUCAAAGGUGGACUCAAAAUUAGAACAAGUUACCAAAUAUAUAAAGAGUGCCUUUCCAUCCUGCAUGUGAUUCAAAAGAACAAACAAGAACAGCACUUCUUCUAUGAGUUUGAAGGAGGUGUCAAGCUCGGAACAGGGGCCUUUAACUUGAUGCUGUCUCUUUUACCAGCAAGAAUUAUCAGAUUGCUAGAAUUUAUUGGAUUUUCUGGAAACAGGGACCUGGGCCUUCUGCAGCUACGGGAAGGGGCGUCAGGAAGCAGCAUGCGGUCCCCUCUCUGUUGCCUUACCAUCCUGGCUUUUCAUACCUACAUCUCCCUUAUUCUUGGUACAGGAGAAGUGAACGUUGUGGAAGCGGAGAGCCUCCUCGCACCCUUCCUUCAACAGUUCCCAGACGGCUCGCUCAUACUGUUCUACCAUGCCCGAAUCGAGCUGCUGAAGGGCAAUGCUGAGAAGGCUCAAGAAACGUUUCGAAAAUGCAUUUCAGUUCAAGAAGAGUGGAAACAGUUUCACCAUCUCUGUUACUGGGAGUUGAUGUGGAUUUAUAUAUACCAACAAAAUUGGAUGCAGGCGUAUUAUUAUUCAGACCUACUUUGCAAAGAGAGUAAAUGGUCCAAGGCAACAUAUGUGUUCUUGAAAGCUGCCAUUUUGAGCAUGCUUCCAGAGGAGGAUGUGGCGACAACUAAUGAGAAUGUGGUGGCUCUGUUCAGACAGGUAGAUGGCUUGAAGCAGAGGAUCGCGGGGAAAUCUCUUCCAACUGAGAAGUUCGCCGUAAGGAAGGCUCGUCGGUACUCACCCUCCUCAGGUGCCCCAGGAAAGCUCGUCUUGCCCGCCCUGGAGAUGAUGUACGUCUGGAAUGGCUUUUCAAUAGUGAGCAAAAGAAAGGACCUUUCUGAAAACCUCUUGGUGACUGUGGAGAAGGCUGAGGCAGCUUUGCAGAAUCAGAACUUCUCUGACUCCGUGGAUGAUGAGUGCUUAGUGAAACUGCUAAAAGGAUGCUGCCUCAAGAACUUACAGCGGCCCUUGCAAGCCGAGCUGUGUUUCAACCACGUUUUGGAAAGUGAAAAGCUACUGAAGUAUGACCACUACCUGGUGCCAUUCACUCUGUUUGAGUUGGCAUUUUUGUAUAAAAGCCAAGGGGAAAUUGACAAGGCCAUAAAGGCCCUAGAAACUGCAAGAAACAACUACAAAGAUUACUCCUUGGAGUCCAGACUACAUUUCAGAAUUCAAGCAGCCCUUCAUCUCUGGAGAAAGCCGUCUUCAGAUUGAUUGGAUUGAUGGGAAAGCACAGGCUGGCAUCCCCCCAGUUAACACAGACUCUUGCUGUGGAGAUCAGUCAAGGUGGAGCCGUGAUCCAUGAUCCUUUGACUAAGAAAGGAAACUCUGUUGACAGGUGCUUCCUGUCACCUGAGUGGCUUAGUGGUGGUCUACCUAUUUUCCCCAAUGGAAUGACAUUCAAUAUUGUAUAGAAAUUCUUAUUAUACUCUGCCUUUAAAAAGAAUUUCACAUUAGAUUUCAAUUGAGGGACAAAGUCUUUUAAAAGACUGGCAGGUACAAUAAAGUCUAGUUAGAUUAUUUAUUUUUUUAAUGUGAAAAUUAAUAUUGUUCAAGUAGCAAAUGGCUUUAUAAGUGGAGCCAUUUUUAGAUUGGCUUGUCCUUUAAACUUAAGAGAUAUUUUAUUGCUUAGGAUUUAAAUCUCAGAGCAGAAAUAAAUAUCACAUCUAAGAUAAUAUAACAAUGGGUUUCUGAAGGUUCUGGAAGAGAGAAGCAGAGGCUGAGGGAAGAAGAUGAUACAGUUGUAAGUUCUCGGCUUUCUGCUUUCUCACUGGUUGAUAUGAUAGCAUUUCUCAGAAACUAUCCUGUAUUUGAAUGUACCCAUAUCUGAUCCAGUAAUAGCGUUCAGCCAUGUAGACACAUUUCUUAUGUAUCUAUGGGAAGAAAAAGCUGUAUUUUAGAACUCCCUAACCUUAGUGCUGAAGCCGGAAAUAUAGACUAUGACUACUUUUCUUACAGGAAGAAAAAAUCCCUGUUGCUUUAAAUGAUAUGUAAAAUAUCAGUCAUUUUUAUACUAGGAUGUGGCUGGGCCAGCGCUGGUAGGUUUUGUUUUGUUUUUUAAACGUCUGGGCUGUAUUUUGGUUCUCUGAGUAGGAACCAGAGCUAGAGCAUGGAGCUAGAAGAGCCAGGCUCUGGCUACUGGUGAGCAAAUGACCUUUCUGGAGUCCCUACACCUGUCAAUCACUGUAUCUUCCUCACUUGUGAAAUAGAAAAAGGACAGAUGACUUUAAUGUUCCUUCGAGUUUUACAACCAUGAAUCUGUGUAUUAGGUAUUUUCAACAAUGUUUAGUAUUUAAUCCACAUUCUUCCCAUCUGAAAUGUUUCAUAGUGUUUUUUCGAUCCCCCUCCUCCUAAUCCACCACCAACAGUAGUUGUUACAGCUAUGGGCCAGAUUCCAUCCAGUGAGGAAAAGCAAACAGUUCCUGAGACUAUGGUUUUUACCCCGUUUACUUAUCUGGAUGGUAGGUAGCUCCACCUUCCCUAGGCGGAGCCCCGAGUUUGUAGUUAGGAGUCCCUCUCUGUUGGGGAUUAGUUAACAAUAUGAGCAAAUUACUUACCUUUUCUAGGUCUUGGAUUUUCCAGUAGGAAUGGCAAGGCAGCACUCCGUGCUCUGAGGCCUCAGUCAGGUGGUGCCUUUGGUAGCCUUCUGUGCAUCGGGGAGUGAGCCGGAUAGUGACAGCUUUGUGUAUGAGUGCAGCACCUGUAAAGAAGCAGCUUGGUCUCUAGGUAACAGGAAAUGAGUGUGGGCAGUCAGAAACCUCACGCUCAUGCAUCUAGCACUGACAGUGGCCUAGAUGAUGGAGGUGCACCUGCUGUCCCUGCUGCACUUCCCCAUGCUCAGCAGGCAUGGGUGUCCUGUUACUUAAGGAAUCAUUUCUUGACCAACGUUGAGGAAGUUCCCUGAAGAAGAUGAUUAAUACACUUGGAGUCAGAGGACCAUCCCUUCAGAUAACAUGGGGGCAGAUAUCAUAUCACAUUAGUAUGAAUUAUACAGCUAGCUACAGAUAAAAGGGGAAAUAAAUUGUUAUGAUAUUGUAGAAAUAUGUUCGAUAAUUAUAUAUAUAUAUAUAUAUAUAUAAUUUUGAAGAAGAGUUUAUAAAUUCUUUAGAAGAGCUUUAAUAACAUUAUUUUUAAAACAUAUAUAUAUUCAUAUUAUUAAAGAAUAUAG
Messenger RNA from Onychomys torridus (southern grasshopper mouse), 4021 nucleotides. It is a transcript of the gene Ttc39b, whose product is annotated as tetratricopeptide repeat domain 39B. Bases 316 to 2067 code for a protein of 583 amino acids. Gene Ontology annotation, molecular function: protein binding. The record is from RefSeq and is a predicted model, not a curated record. Gene Ontology annotation, biological process: regulation of cholesterol efflux; regulation of cholesterol metabolic process; cholesterol homeostasis. The transcript has 19 exons. Lineage: Eukaryota; Metazoa; Chordata; Mammalia; Rodentia; Cricetidae.